CUGAGAACAGAGAACUGAGAACAGAGGACAGAGAACUGAGAACAGAGAACUGAGAACAGAGAACAGCUCCUGGUGUGUUUGAUUGAAACAGUUGUUAAUGGGGGACGAGGUGAGAAGAGGAGACGAAGAGGAGCGCGGGCCAGGUGCAGCUCACCAGGUGUUUGUGAAGAUGGAGGCUCUGAUGGAGAAGUUAAAGGUGUUAAACUACGAGGACGAAGUUCUGACCAAACACAACAUGAAGAACCUGUCCAGACAUUACUUUGUCUCCAGUCCGUAUCUGGGGUUGAACCCGGGCGAGCAGUUCUACAUGUUCACCAUCAUCUCAGCGUGGCUCAUCAACGCAGCGGGGAGGCCGUUCACCGAGCCGCAGGAGUACGACGAACCCAACGCCACCGUGUCCAACAUCCUGGCAGAGCUCCGGGCGUUCGGCGUUAAGGUGGACUUCCCGCCCUCCAAACUGAAGUCGGGAUCGGGAGAAUACGUCUGCUUUGUUUUGGACCAGCUGGCUGACAAAGCUCUGAGCAGGAGAGGGUUCUCCUUCAGAAGGCCAAACUACCCGACAGAAACCACAGAAGAAGAGUCAGUAAUGGAGGACGACGCGGAGCUCACACUCAGCAGAGUGGAGGAGGAGAUGAUCGAGGAGCCUGAUGAGGACGAGGAGAACGUGAUGGACCUGGAGGCUCUGAAGUUAAGAACCACUCACACUGAAGCCGACGCGUCCUCCAAACCGGACGAGAUUCUGGAGUCGACGGUGGAUGCAGCAGAGUGGAGCCUGGAGGUGGAGAGAGUCCUGCCGCAACUCAAAGUCACCGUCAGGACCGACAACAAGGACUGGAGGAUCCACGUGGACCAGAUGCAUCAACACAGAGACGGGAUCAAGUCCUCGCUCAAGGACACCAAGAGCUACCUGGACAAACUGCAGGAGGACAUCGGUAAGACUCUAGAGAAGGUGGGCAGCAGAGAGAAAUACAUCAACAACCAGCUGGAGCAUCUGAUCCAGGAGUACCGCAGCGCUCAGGCCAAACUCAGCGAGGCUAAGGAGCGCUACCAGCAGGCCAGCGGAGGAGUGACUGAGAGGACCAGAGUCCUGGCAGAGAUCAGCGACGAGCUGGAGAAGGUGAAGCAGGAGAUGGAGGAGAAAGGCAGCAGCAUGUCGGACGGAGCUCCGGUGGUGAAGAUCAAGCAGAGUCUGACCAAGCUGAAGCAGGAGAUCGUUCAGAUGGACGUGCGGAUCGGUGUCGUCGAGCACACGCUGCUGCAGGCCAAACUCAGAGAGAAGUCCAACAUGACGCGCGACAUGCACGCCACCAACAUCCCCGAGCCCGCCACAGGGGCCUUCUCAUAGGUAUGCCUGCACACAGGGGCCCUUCUCGCUGGUAUACUUGCACACAGGGGCCCUUCUCUUAUGGAAUACCUGCACACAGGGGCCCUUCUCUUAUGGAAUACCUGCACACAGGGGCCCUUCUCUUAUGGAAUACCUGCACACAGGGGCCCUUCUCGCUGGUAUACCUGCACACAGGGGCCCUUCUCGCUGGUAUACAUGCACACAGGGGCCCUUCUCGCUGGUAUACCUGCACACAGGGGCCCUUCUCUUAUGGAAUACCUGAACACAGGGGCCCUUCUCCCUCCACCUGUCUCCUUCCUCUCUCACCUGAACUUUGAAGUGUUGAACAUCUUAACUUUGGAACCUUUUAACAAGCGAGAAUCAAAUUUAAAAACGGAACCCCGCCUCGUCACACGGUUUCAAACCUGUGCUACAUUUAACAAACAUUCUUUGCACGCUGUCCUGUCCAUGAACAUGAACUUGUAAAGAUGUUAACAUUUGAACAUUUCAUGGAUUUGACUCGUCCUGAAUGUUUCUUAUUUAUUCCUUGCCUUCAAUUCUUAGUAAAUUAUUUUUUCUCUGUAUUUUUGUCGUUAUGAAGGUCGAAUAAAUGUUGUUGCAAAGAAUAGUUUCUGUCCUCUGUCGACAUUUUAAAUAUUUUCUUCUUUGAGCACAUUGGCUCAGCUAGGUGAGGUCUCAUGUCGUUAUAAAAUGUUUCAAAUUCCAUUAUUUCACAUUUGAAAAUAAAUAGAAUUUCAUUCAGGA
Messenger RNA from Labrus bergylta (ballan wrasse), 2089 nucleotides. Lineage: Eukaryota; Metazoa; Chordata; Actinopteri; Labriformes; Labridae. The record is from RefSeq and is a predicted model, not a curated record.